Messenger RNA from Pseudoliparis swirei, 4194 nucleotides. It is a transcript of the gene enpp1, whose product is annotated as ectonucleotide pyrophosphatase/phosphodiesterase 1. Gene Ontology annotation, cellular component: cell surface. The record is from RefSeq and is a predicted model, not a curated record. Gene Ontology annotation, biological process: regulation of bone mineralization; inorganic diphosphate transport; ATP metabolic process. NCBI's taxonomy places the organism in Eukaryota, Metazoa, Chordata, Actinopteri, Perciformes, Liparidae. Gene Ontology annotation, molecular function: dinucleotide phosphatase activity; phosphodiesterase I activity; nucleic acid binding. Bases 877 to 3282 code for a protein of 801 amino acids. The transcript has 23 exons.
UAUAUAUAUAUAUAUAUAUAACCCCUAUAAAAUAUCGUUAACAAUAAUGCCGUUUUGAAUUACACAAACGAGUUAAUAGUCAAUCAGGGAGGUUGAAAGAUAGUGGAUUACUGCUAGCUUGCUGUCAAUAUUAAACUAAUCAAUCAGGCUUAAUGCUGUGCAUUUUCCCCGCUGAAGAGUUAUGUAUUAAAUUAUGUGCUGAUGUAUACUCACAAUUGAUUCAUCCGUUCUCGAUCUCAGAUUGUGCUUUAUUGGCCUUUUUAUGCAACUCAACUUUCCAACACUUAUUUGUCUGCGAAACCGAUAAGGACGUGCAGUGCACCACCCCAGUCUGACCACCAGAUGGCGGCAGCAUCCAGUCGCUCCACGGUACGUUUUUAUUUAAGUUCCUAAACAGAUGUGCGACUGAUUUUGACGAACUCUGUUCUAAUUCCGCAGCUUAGAUGUUAUUAACACUUUUGAGGCAGAAAUAUGCAGAAUGAAGUUUGUCUUUAUUUUCUUGUCUUCUAUUGUAGCUCUUCUUAAGUGGAUUACAGUUACUGAACAGCAGAAUUCAGUGGAAAAAUGACACUUGAGCCAAAAUAGCAGACUGUUGACUGUUUUUUAAAUCAGUCUCUCUCUCUCUCUCUCUCUCUCUCUCUCUCUCUCUCUCUCUCUCUCUCUCUCUCUCGCUCUCUCUCUCUCUCAGAUCAAUCGCAUGUUGCUGCUGCGUAAAGUUGGAGACGUCAAGAAACAAGGCGGUGCCACGCUUGAGCAGAGGGGUCAUAUCCCUUCCCACACAGCAGCGUAUGCUCCUCCUCAACCAGGGGAAGCUGCUCUGCCUGCCCCUCAGUCACUCCUGGGAAACACUGGCAGGAGCUCGCAGCGGUCAGCAGCAUGAACGUCACCAAAGGACAGGACCCCUCGGCGGAGCAGGCUGCGUCUUUGUUUGGGGCUCCAGAGCUGGAGAGUCAAAGGAGACCCACUGGACGGGGAGAGAAGAGGAAUAACCACUGUAAAAUCAUCACUGGGGUUGUGCUGCUGUGCUUACUGGUGGUCAUUCUGGCCGUGGUGUUUUCACUGAGAAAGAGCAGCGAUGAAAAAGCUGAUGGGGAGCUCUGGUUGCAGGCCGCAGAUGAGGAACUUCAACAGCCACGGUGUCCACCUGGCUUCUCCAGGUCACCUCUCAUCCUGGUGUCCUUGGACGGUUUUAGGUCGCAGUACCUUGAAGAUCACAGCAGCCACCUUCGUGUCAUCAACAAGUUACGAAACGACGGAACAACUACGCCGUACUUGAGGUCCGUUUAUCCCACAAAGACCUUCCCCAACCAUUACAGCAUUGUAACUGGUCUUUAUCCUGAGUCUCAUGGAAUCGUGGACAACAAGAUGUACGAUGUGAGCCAAAACGCUUUCUUCAGCUUGAAAAGUGAGGAGAAGUUCAACCCAAAAUGGUACAACGGAGAGCCUGUCUGGAUCACUGCCAUGCAUCAGAAACUAAAAGCAGGAACCUUCUUCUGGCCUGGCUCAGAUGUAAGAAUCAACGGCUCUUUCCCAGACUUAUACAAGUUGUAUGACAGGAACAUUGAUUUCAAGCAGAGAGUGACAACACUGUUUGAAUGGCUCAGUUUACCCCAGGGAGAAAGACCUGACUUCUACACUUUGUACCUGGAAGAACCUGACUCAUCAGGACAUCGUUAUGGACCAGCGAGCAGCCAGGUCCUUGAGGCCUUGGAAAAUGUGGACAAGAUUAUAGGCAUGCUGAUGGAUGGCCUGACGCAGAGAGACCUGCACCACUGUGUCAACAUUAUCAUCCUAUCGGACCACGGCAUGGAGGAGGCUUCCUGUGAAAAGGCAGCAUAUGUGUCGACCUACUUGAACAAAACGGAUGGCUUUUCCGUCAUCCAAGGCGCGGCUGCUCGCAUCAGACCCAGUCGCCUUCCAGAAGAUUACUUUUCCUUUGACUAUGAGGGUCUGAUGAAGAACCUGUCGUGCAGGACCGCUGACCAGCCAAUGAGGCCGUACCUCAAAGAAAACCUCCCCAAAAGGAUGCACUUUGCUAACAACAGGCGUAUAGAGAGAGGACACCUCUACAUGAAGCAGGGGUGGCAGGCAGCGCUUAACCGACAGGAACUCAAGUAUUGCACCGGUGGAUUCCACGGCUCAGACAACCUCUUCGCCAACAUGCAGGCAAUCUUCAUUGGCUACGGUCCAGGAUUGAAGGAAAACACUGUUGUGCCUCCUUUUGAAAACAUUGAAAUAUAUAACCUCAUGUGUGAUCUUCUCGGCAUUCGUCCCGCUCCUAACAACGGCACUCAUGGCAGUCUGAACCACCUUCUGAAGAAUCCUGUCCACCAGCCAGUCCACCCAGCACAGCUCUCCCAUGACACCCCCUGUGAGGCCAGUGGCCCCGCCCCCGCUGACGACCUGCAGUGCUCCUGCACAUCCCAGAGCAAGACAGCGGUGACCGAUUUGAACAGAGAUCUCAUCUCAACGAAUUCCAGUGUCAAAGCCAGUUUACGUCGCCUACACCACCCCUUUGGUGACCCUCGAGUCGUCCAACCAGGCGCCACCUUUUGUCUUCUCCACCAAUCUAACUACCUCAACGGAUACAGCAAAGACCGCCUCAUGCCCCUGUGGGUGUCGUACACCACCCAGCCUCUGACCAGAGUCCGACCCCUCAGCCCAGAGAUGGAGGAGUGUGUUCGUGCUGACGUGCGCAUCCCACCGGCCAGCAGCCAGCUGUGUCUGCGCUACAGAAACAACUCCGAUCUGUCCUUCGGCCUGCUGCAUCCCCCUAAUCUAAGUGCCUACGGACCCGAGGCAGACUCUCUAAUCACGAGCAACAUGGCACCAAUGUUCCCUGCAUUUAAAGAUGCUUGGAUCCAUAUCCAUGAUGUCCUUCUUCCAAUAUAUUCACAACUGCUGAACGGAGUUAACAUCAUGAGUGGGCCGAUAUUUGAUGACGACUAUGAUGGAAACGUUGAUGCGCUCAGAGCAAUCUCAUGGAAUGAAGCGCCUGUCCCGACACACUUCUUCCUGAUCCUGACCAGCUGUGGGAACUCGACCUUGGGCCCUGUCGACUGCGAGGGUCCCCUGCAGGCCAAGUCCUUCAUCCUGCCCCACAGACCUGACCACACUGAGAGCUGUGCUAGCGGGUCAGACUUGACAUGGGUGGAAGAUUGGCUGCAGUUUCACACAGCGCGGGUCCGAGACAUCGAGCUCCUGGCGGGACUCAGCUUCUACCACGACAGGUUAUCAGUGGAAGAGACGCUACAGCUCAAGACGUUGCUACAGACUGCGUAAAAUCUGAGACAUUAUCAAAUGAAGCUUUCAUUUCCAGUUGAAGCCAUAUUGGUCUGCACCACAGGCCUAAGUCCACAUGGACACAGUUCACGGGUGCCUCAUUUGUAAAAGUUUCCUGAAAAUGUUGUCCAUUUGGGUUUAUUUGUCUGAUUCCCCCCCCCCCCCAAAUGUAUAAUUGGUCAAUGUGUGAUAGCUGUAUAUUUGUUGAUGAGGAUGUAUUUUUAUGGAUGGUUUUAUAGCUUGAGAGCUCCGCAGCUCUUAACCAAAGACGGCGUCACUUCUGCUGAGUGGCUCCAAAGUAUUUCCUCAGAUGGAAACAAAAUAAAAGGGAAAAUAAACUUGUAUUGAUGAAAGACAAAUUUAUUUAUACUACAGUUGGUUUUAUUGGCAGGGGCACAUCAAGAAACACAUGACAAUCUGGAAACAGUUGGGUCUGCUGGCACACAUCUGGACAGCUGACUGUAGCCGCCUUAAAAAAACACCCAAGAAUUUGUUGUACAAAAGGAAGCCUGCCAGAUGUGGUCAUUGUAUGUUCAUGGCUGUUAUUUUUGUCUUUUUUUUAUACAGCAGCAACAAUGUUGUUUUUUAGUAUUUUAUGUUUUUAUUUUAUUUUGAUCUUUGCUAAAUGACAUUUUGGAGAUGAGUACAGUUUUGAGUGUGUGUGUGUGUGUGUGUGUGUGUGUAUACGUGUAGCUGAAAUUAUGUCAGGGAUCAACACAAUUUCUGUUCACUCUUUUUUAUCUUUGCUUUUUACAACAAAAGUUUAAGGUCGGCAGGUAGUUUGAAGAAAAUAUAGAAUAGUUCAAAUAAUGUUGUCAUCUCCAUCACGUAUUCCAGGUUUAUUUUUUGUGAUUAUAAGUGGAAACCACGGUCAAAUACACAAUUUCAUAUAAAAACUCUAAUACACUUACA